Messenger RNA from Suhomyces tanzawaensis NRRL Y-17324, 1813 nucleotides. It is a transcript of the gene NDH51, whose product is annotated as Ndh51p. The transcript has a single exon. Lineage: Eukaryota; Fungi; Ascomycota; Pichiomycetes; Serinales; Debaryomycetaceae. The record is from RefSeq and is a predicted model, not a curated record. Bases 42 to 1496 code for a protein of 484 amino acids. Gene Ontology annotation, molecular function: NAD binding; NADH dehydrogenase (ubiquinone) activity; FMN binding.
CGUUAUAUACUCUAGAGUAUAGCAGUUCAGUAUCACCAGCAAUGCUCCGUAACAGUUUGAGGAUACCAUUGAGAAGGUUGGCCACCAGUGCCGACCCAGCAGCAACUCCAAAUCGUAUCCACGGUGGAUUGAAGGAUCAAGAUCGUAUUUUCCAAAACGUCUAUGGCAAGUACGGCCAUGACUUGAAGUCAGCCCAAAAGAUGGGUGAUUGGUACAAGACCAAGGAGAUUAUAUUAAAGGGAGACAAAUGGAUCAUUGACGAAAUGAAGAAGUCCGGUUUGAGAGGAAGAGGUGGUGCAGGAUUCCCCUCUGGUCUUAAAUGGUCAUUCAUGAACCCACCAGGCUGGGAAAAGAACCCAGGCCCUCGUUACUUGGUUGUCAACGCCGAUGAAGGUGAACCAGGUACCUGUAAGGACAGAGAAAUCAUCAGAAAGGAUCCUCACAAGUUAGUUGAAGGUUGUUUAUUGGCCGGUCGUGCCAUGAAUGCCACUGCUGCCUACAUUUAUAUCAGAGGUGAAUUCUACAACGAAACCACAAUUUUACAAAAUGCCAUCAACGAAGCAUACAAGGCAGGCUUACUCGGUCAAAAUGCCUGUGGUUCUGGUUACGAUUUCGACAUCUUUAUCCACAGAGGUAUGGGUGCCUACAUUUGUGGUGAAGAAACCGCUUUGAUCGAAUCCAUUGAAGGUAAGGCCGGUAAGCCAAGAUUGAAGCCUCCAUUCCCAGCUGGUGUUGGUUUGUUCGGUAGACCAACCACCGUUGCCAACGUCGAGACUGUCUCCGUUGCUCCAACCAUCUUGAGAAGAGGUGGUGACUGGUUUGCUGGUUUCGGUCGUGAAAGAAACGCUGGUACCAAGUUGUUCUGUAUUUCUGGUCACGUCAAUGAGCCAUGUACCGUUGAAGAAGAGAUGUCCAUUCCUUUGAAGGAAUUAUUGGAAAAGCACUGUGGUGGUAUAAAGGGUGGCUGGGAUAACUUGUUAGGUGUUAUUCCAGGAGGUUCAUCUGUUCCAGUUAUGACCAAGGAUGUGUGUGACAACAUCUUGAUGGACUACGAUGCCUUGAGAGAUGUUGGUUCCGGUUUGGGUACUGCUGCUGUCAUUGUCAUGAACAAGCAAACCGAUAUGAUCAGAGCCAUCCAAAGAUUCUCUGCUUUCUACAAGCACGAAUCUUGUGGUCAAUGUACUCCAUGUCGUGAAGGUACUACUUGGUUGCAAAAGAUGAUGGACAGAUUUGUCAAGGGUCAAGCCACCGAGAAGGAAAUCGACAUGAUCUUCGAGUUGACCAAGGAAAUCGAAGGCCACACCAUUUGUGCUUUGGGUGAUGCUGCCGCAUGGCCUGUUCAAGGUUUGAUCAAGUCUUUCAGACCUCUCAUGGUGGAAAGAAUCAACCAAUAUAACCAAGAACACGAACCAGUCAAGGUUGGUGGAUGGGUUGACGCUGGUAAGGUCAAGGAAGGAAAGGUUGUGGAGAACCCUUUGCCAGCUGCUCAUCACUGAGCUCUGACUUGAGCAUUUUAUUCAUAGAUCAAUGAUCACAUCGCGCAUGCACAUAUAUAUUAGUACACAUAAUUGUUCGAUCCAGUAGGCAGUGGCGUACUAAGCCAUCAACAGCGGAGGGAACCGACUUCAGGGAAUUAUUCUUGCAAGCAAAUGAAAGCAAGAGAAUCGGAGGAUGUCUAAGAGACAUAACCACCUUGAAUUUCUCUAUGUCAAGAAAAAGUACUCCAAGCAGGAAAGUCUUCAAGUAAAAAACAUGUCAAUAAAUGCACUCUGAGCAGUAACUCUACAAUUAAAGAACAGUAUGCCAAUAAUCU